This is a messenger RNA of Elgaria multicarinata webbii, 7134 nucleotides long. It is a transcript of the gene URB1, whose product is annotated as URB1 ribosome biogenesis homolog. The record is from RefSeq and is a predicted model, not a curated record. Gene Ontology annotation, biological process: maturation of 5.8S rRNA from tricistronic rRNA transcript (SSU-rRNA, 5.8S rRNA, LSU-rRNA); maturation of LSU-rRNA from tricistronic rRNA transcript (SSU-rRNA, 5.8S rRNA, LSU-rRNA). The transcript has 39 exons. NCBI's taxonomy places the organism in Eukaryota, Metazoa, Chordata, Lepidosauria, Squamata, Anguidae. Gene Ontology annotation, cellular component: nucleolus. The coding region runs from base 31 to 6864 and encodes 2277 amino acids.
ACACGGCGACUGGCGGUGUUUGAGUUGAUCAUGGGCGCCAAACGCAAAAGCCCAGCUUCGACCAAGCAGAAGCACGAACCGCUUCCUCCUCCUAAGCGGGCCCGCACCAUCGAGGCAGCGGAGUUCACCGGCACCCAGUUCAAGUCCAUGCUGCGGGACCCCAGCGCCGCCAUGAAGGGUUUGGAAACAUUUAUAUCCAUAGCUAAAUCGUUACCAUCAACAGAACAGUAUGAUGUUGUAGAAGGAUAUGUAAAAGUUUCUGUUGAAUGUGCAGAAAUUUUAAAACUUUUGGAUGGUGAAAGGCGUCCUGAAAGUGAGAUGCUGCUAAUCUUUCAAGCUCUAGAAAGCAUCUUGCUGCGAACGGCAAGUGAUCUGUCCUAUUUUCAUGUUGUGGGGAUGAACAUAGUAAAGAAGUUGAUCAAUAGCUACAUGAAAUUAAUUUAUGCUGCUCUGUACUCUGAAGGUCACAGAAUGUCUCGCCUGUGCCUCACUUUGCUAUCAGCGAUGGUGACGCAGGGGCCAGAUGCUGCAAGGGAUAUCUACAGCCACUUCGAUUUCAAUAAUAAAUUCCUACCUAGUUUAGUGAAGAAGAGGGAUUAUAAGGGCAAACCAGAUGUCCGUAUGGCAUAUAUCCAAUAUGCCCUUUCCUUUUUAAUUGCUGGCGACAACACAAUCCUUAUGCAAGUCCUGGAGUUAAAAGACUUCAUUCCAGAUAUUUUAAGAACUGGAUUAAAGGAAGAUAGAAUUUCUACAAUUAGCCUUCUACUUUCCACAUUGGCAACUAAGGUAGUUCACAAUAAAAAUAUCAGUAAGACACAGAAGGUGCGUUUUUUUACUGUUGAAGUAUUGAACCACAUUGCUUCACUCUAUCGUUGGAAUGGAAUCCCAGAUGUCAGCACUGAAGAUGUCAAGGCCUCCCAGGAUCCUGAAGAGGCAGGAAAGGUCCUUGUGAGAGAGCUGGUCCAUAAGUUUUUAAUGGAUCUCUGUUGUUCUCUGAAACAUGGCAUUAACUUUUAUGAUCCGAGUCUUGGCACAUCUGGCAGAGGAGGGAACUUGGUACUUCUGCGCUUUCUCCUGUGUCUAAAGACUGCUGUAGAAGAUGAAAUGGUUGCUGAUCUCAUGGUGAACAUUUUCAAAGUGUGCCCAGAUUUGCUGAACAGAUACUUUAAGGAGUCCCAGUAUUCUUUUGUUCCCAGACUAAAAUCAACUUGGCUAGACAAUAUGAAAUUGCUGAGGAAGAUCUAUGAGGCUCAGCCGGAGGUUUCCAAUGCUUUUAAAACUACAGAGUUUAUUCCCCUUCCUAGAUUGCUUUCGAUGGUUAUGGUGACAACCAUUCCAGCAGUGUGUAAUAAAGCCAUGUUCACCCAAGGGUUAAAUAUAGCUAAUAAAACAGUGAAACAUACAAUAUUUUCACUUCUAUCAACGGUUCUGAAAAGAGCACUGAAAAACAUUGAGUAUUGUCUGAAUGAGAAGAUAUGGGAAAAGUCAGAAAUCUAUACACCAUCCAUCAUGCAGGAAUUUGUGCAGCAAUACAAAGAAGCGCUUAGCAAGCUUUUGCCAGAUAUGACUAACAUAGUCGCCGUCUGGCAGUCGCUUCUGAAGCAAGAGAAGGAACAAGAUGGACAGAAAGGGAGACGGGAAGAUGCUGCUACUAUUGUGGAGGAAACAACGGAGGUCAACGCAACAAGUGGAGAGCAUGGCUCAGAUGAUGCAGAAACUACUCUAUUGAAAGCUGUCUUACUUCAUGUUAUAUGCCUUUACCAGCAAGCUGUUCCCCACUUAGUAGCACAGAGCAACUUUGACUUUAGCAAGUUAAUAAAAGGUAUUGUGACUGAAAAAGGACUGCGACAGGAGAUCCCUCCUGUUUUACAGCAUCACAUUCUCCAGGUGGCACUGGAAUUGCCUGCAAAUAAGUUUUCCUGGUUCAAAAUACAGGAUGAAGCCGAGAAGGUUUGUGCUGAAAGAUCCGUAUUUUAUUUACUAAUGAAAAUGUUUGUAACAAGCAACCACUCACAGCUCAAAAAAUCAACAAAGAAACUGAUUAUUAAGGUUUUGCACGACAGUGGAGUGUUUGAGUACACCUGGAAGGAACUUGAACUGUGGCUUGAACAUUUGGAUAACACAGUAGAAGUCAAAAAGGAAGCAGUGAUUCAGUUUUUGGAAAGGAUCUUGGUAAAACUGGUGACCAAUCCCUAUCCAUACACAGAUAAGGCAGCAGACAUCGUCCAGGAAGCCAGCAUUCUCCAAGCCAACUUGUUUAAACAAGACAUUGACAAUAUCAGCCUACCAAUCUCUCACAUUGACGAUGUUCUGGAUAUGAUUGACAUCCUUGUGGAAGGCAAUGAAGGCUUAAAUGAAGAAAUUGGAUCUGCCUUAAAUGAAGAAAUGAUUUUGAGCACAUUUCCAUUCAGUGCUGUUGUCCCAGCAUCUUUAGAAGCCAGGAAUAAGUUGCUUCUUGAAUCUGAUGAAAACGCAAGAGGAGAGAUCAUAGUGGAGUAUCUCAUUACUGUUUUCACUGAGCUCUUACAUUCCCAGAGAGACCCCUUAGCUCUCUGUUUGAUGUUUCAGCUCUAUGAUAAAGAACUCCAGUCUUCCUGUGCUCAGCUCUAUCUAUUCAGCCAAUACUACAGUCUUUGGAUACCACAGCAAGCUAAAGAAACCUUGUUCCAGCAAGGGAGAAGCGUGUGUGUAGAUGAAUUCUUGUCAUCGGAUUUCUCAUUUUCUUCCCUGCUGAAGAAUACUUAUCAGAAAGAUGUUGCUCUUUUGUUGGAAGAGGCCAUGAAAAAGAAGUUAAAUGAAGCUAUUUCCCAGCUCCAACCUCAGCAGCUCUUGUUGGCUUCAAAGCACGUCCUGCUUUACUUAAAAGCCACAGUGGAGAAUUUCAGCCAUUUGGGCAAAAAUUCUGGUGUUUCCCUUCUCGCUCUCUUUGUGGACCUGCUGAAGAGCCUGUUGCACAAAAGUGGUGACAUCGAAUUGUGUAGUCAGCAGGAACAGAAAAAUGCUCAAACCGAAUCUGAUCUUUUUGUGGAUGUAGAGACUGGGACAGCAGCAGAGGCUGGAAAUGACAAGAUACUGGAAGAGUUACUUUUCUUGGUCUUCAAACACCCUACGCUGGAGAAUUGGUUCUUGGCUCUGGAACAACAUUUUCUCCCCGCUCACAAUUUAAGUCCAGUGAAAGUAAAACUGCUGUCAGCUCACCUAAAUCGUGGCAUUCUUGAGUUGUUGAAGGUGGGUUACCCACUGUUCCAGCACAGGAAACAACUAGUGAUACUCUCCAGAUAUUUUGAAGCUGUCACUAAAACUGUUCUGAAGGAGUUGGAGGCCAGUAGUCAAGAAGGAUGCAAGAUAUCUCCCAGAAGAUCACUGCAGGUGGAGGCAUUGCAAGAACUACACACUUACAUGGAUACACAACAGCUAAAAGAAGUCACGUUGGCUAUGCUGCGGCUGCCCAAAGCAAGCCUGGCCACGGAGGAAUCUCAAACUGUUUCCGGAAAAGGAUCCUGCUUGAGCAUUUAUGGAGAGACUUUGGUGCAGCUCCUCACCGAGAGCUACCAAAGAGGAUCCCUGAAGGGAGACCUCUUCCUUUCAAGAGAGCACAUUCAAGGGAUGGGCAUUCUUUUGUCUACAGCGGUCACAGAGGAGCUGGAGAAAGUGUUCAUGCAUGUGAUACAGAAAGAGCCUGUCUUCGCCCAGGCAGUCGGAGUCGAUGUUCAGCUUUUCUGCCUUCAUCAUUCAACAGAAACAUCCCUUUCCAUCGUGGCUUUGCUGAUUCAGUAUUGUCGGACUCACUUGCUGCAGUUUGAGCUUUGGUGUCUGAAGCGGGGCACUGGCAAGUUCUUGAAAAAGAAUGUGGGCCUUUUUCUGCCACUCAUCAAUACAUACUUGGACUGUCGAGAGCAGCAUUUUGCACAAGCCGUUAUGUCUGUCUUUAGAGAAGCUUUGUGGUUAGAACUUCUGGAGGAUUUGCUGAGUAGAAGUUCUUCACAGCCAUUCCCUGAGGAGUGUCAAGUUCUUUUGAAGUUACUGCCACCUUCAGAAAUGGAGACAUUCAUUUAUCUGACAGAAAAAUUACCUGUAGCCCUUGAGACGGUGGGACAACACGAAUCCUGGGUGAUUGCUGAUGCUGUAUCAAAAGUCCUGGAGAACACUGAAGAGGAGUUGCAGUCAUGGAGGAAACGCCUGCUAGCUGCCUGUAUAAAAUGGCUAAUCCUCACUUACAGCAGCAGCAAAGAACAAGAAACACACUCAGGAACUGAGAGUGUCAUGCUGUCAAGGCUAGAAGAAUUACUGAACUCAGUAACGGAAGUGGUUCCAGAAGACUGGCAUAAUUUUGUGAAGAUGGGGCUCAAGUACCGUUAUAAAGAUCAGGAUUUCUUGAAAACUCUGAAUGCAGCUAUAAAUUUGUUGUACCGGAAAGAAAACUCUCUUAGUCAGAGAUUAGUCAAGCUAUCAGUCCUUUAUAUGAUGAUCACGCAGCACUCUUUAUUUUUGUCAACAAUGCUGAAGUCGCAAGAAGACAAUGACACGAAUGUUCAUGCCAGAGAAGCAUUAGUGGACAUCCUGUUGACUCUGGUAAAAGGCUGCCCUGCUGUUUGUGAGAGUAACCAUUUUGCUGUGCUGCUUGGAGCCUAUGGCGCAACGCUGAGUGUUUCAGACCAGAAGAUAUUGCAGUUACUUAAAUUGUAUGAAAAGAAUGGUCAAAGCCUUGUAAAUUUCAGAAUAUUGCUUUGGGGUCCAGCUGCUGUGGAGCAUCACAAGACAUGCAAGAGUUUGGGGAAGUCGUUGUGGCAGCAGCCAAGCAUGGAAGAAAUUCUGUGUCUGCUAGACCGAGAAAUGAUGAGAAGGACUAUUCUCCACUUCCCCCAGCAUCAGCAUCUUCUAUCCCCUGAGGAAGAACGGAUGCUCGUAAGCAAAGGCAAAAGUGAAGUGGCGCUUAAAGAUCUGUAUGAUCCUUGUUUUCUCCUUCAGCUCUUCAGCGAACUGUUGAGACCAGAAUGUGUGGUAGCAUGCCAUAAGUUUGUUGAAGUCAAUGCUUUGGGCCUGGUGGUCGCUGCCCUUAGCAGCUAUGAUCGUAACAUGCGAGCAGUGGCCUACCAUGUUCUGAGCGCUUUUCGCUCUCACCUGGAAGGGGCUCGAUUUCGAGAACAGAAGCAGUUGCUUUACCUUAUGGAUGUUGUGCAAAAUGGAAUCAGAAAACCAAAUUUCAGAUUGACUUUCCCUUUGACGCUCUAUAUAUCUAGAGUAGCCCAGCAAAUGCUGAAGCCAGAAGAACAUAUGUACACAAAGCUGAACAGGUUCCUUUUAUCGCACCAAUAUUUGGAUUUAAAGAAAGUGCCAGGAUUUUUUCACCUUUUCUACAGUUUUGAUUCCGAGCACAAAAUGGAACGUGAAUGGGCUCUAGAAAUUAUUGGGGAAGGACUCCGAGAUAAGCACUGCUAUGAGCUGUAUGAUUAUCAGAGAAUUUUCCAUGUCAUUCUGUCUUUCUUCCAUAGUCCUCUGUGUGAUGAAGCCACGCAGGAUCAAAUUCUGGAUAUACUUCAAAAGGCUGCAUCCAUCACCAAAGCUGCCUAUGAGCUAAUAAGAGAUCACAGCCUGUUAACUUGGGUAUUAUCUAUUCUAGAAAAGAGGUUUUUAGAAAACAAGAUGCUAAACCGUGUAAUCUCCUUAGUCCAUACUCUGUGGAUAACCAAUUUAGGAGAUAAGCAAAAGUCACUUGGAACAUCUUGCAAGAAGGAUCUACAAGAGAAUCAGAAAUUCCUUCCUCUCCAGCUUAUCAGUGAAUUUCUCCAUCUUUUGAUAAUGCUUCUUAAACACAUUCAAGCCAACUUGGAUCCUGCUAAGCUGAUUCAGUUUUUCAGCACAUUAAGUUCUGCAUUAGAAUAUCGUGUUGUGGUUAUUGAGGCCUUCAGAGAAAUGAACCGAUUCACUGUGAAUGAGCAUGUCCUUUCGAACAAAGAUGUUCUGCUGCUUUUGCACAUUUGGAGCAGAAUUGAAAAAGAUGAGGAACUACAAGACAAUCUGCAAACAGUUGCACAGCAAUACAAAAUUAAAGAAUUGCUUAAAAAUAUUAAAGAAAAAAACAAACCGCAAGUACAUUUUCGAACGUCGUCCCGACUUGUUCAGAAAAAGAAUGAAAUUGACAAGGCAGAAAUGACCUCUGAAUGGAAAGAGUUUUAUUUAGAGGAAUGUAGAUCUGUUCUGAGAUCUGUACUUGUCCACUGGGAACCUUUGUUUCUGAAUGUGCCAGCAAAGUAUCUAGAAGAACAGAAUGGAUACGGCAAUCCAGGUCUUACAUGUGAGAAUGCUUAUUUAGUAAUCAGAUGGCUCGUGAAGUCCCUCAUUGACGGCAGUGACAACAUACCAAAUGCACUUUUGACUUUCAGAUGGUUUAAAAAGAGUGUUUUGGGAAACAGCACAGUGGUAGAGAAGGUUCUUAAAGAUGCAACACUAAAGAGUGGUAUAUUUAAGCUUUACAGCAGCAUCUGUAAUGCAAGUGAAGAGAAGACAGUGGAAUUGAAUGAUCUCUCUCUGCUUAAUGAAAUCAUGCUUCACCUACUGGAUUUGCAAGAACUGACCAAAAGUGUUUUGCAUGGGACUGUGAAAACGCUCUGCCUAUCUGCAAUGGCAGAAGAAGACACAACGAAGAAAGCUGCUGGCAUAUCUCUCACUUCAAUUUAUAUUGGAGACAUUUGGCUGGGAGCGAAGCAACCAGACAUGUUCAUAACUCACGUUAAACUGAUAUGUGGAGCAACGGAUAGAAAGCAAAAUAAUGAUCGAAAAAUGUGGAAACUUCAAGAAGCUAUGGUUUCUCUGUGCAAAGACAUUUAUGCGUUCUUAAUUCAUCACCCUGCCUUUCAUUCUUAAGCAUCAAGUAUCCUAAUCUUUAUUUUUUUAAAAAAAAUCCAUUCUGUACAAAUCUACAGAGAAUUAUGGUGGUACUCAUCUUCUCUUUUGUACAUAAGCAACAUUAAAAUGUUGGUGUAAUGUUUUGUUUUGUUUUUUAAAAAACCUGGGUUUUGAAUAAAUAUUUCUAUUUUUUCACAGGUGGUGAAAGCUAACUUUUAUGUUUAUUUUUAUGCAAAUCAUUAAAUGCUAGAAAAGCAAAUGAACAAAACACCUGGCUUGAAGCUAGAA